CUUUCCGGCUACGGGUCCCGGAGCGGAGUGGGAGGCCGGACCGGGGGAGCCGAGCGACGGCGGUGGCGGUGGGCUUGGCUAUGGCGGAGCUGGUGCAGGGGCAGAGCGCUCCGGUGGGCAUGAAGGCUGAGGGCUUUGUGGAUGCCCUGCACCGGGUCCGGCAGAUUGCUGCUAAAAUCGAUUCAAUUCCUCACUUGAAUAAUUCCACACCUCUGGUGGACCCCUCAGUGUACGGAUACGGAGUACAGAAGCGGGCCCUGGAUGAUGGAGUAGGUAACCAGUUAGGGGCCUUGGUACAUCAAAGGGCAGUAAUAACAGAAGAAUUCAAAGUGCCUGAUAAAAUGGUCGGAUUUAUUAUUGGCAGGGGAGGUGAGCAGAUUUCACGAAUUCAAGCAGAAUCUGGGUGCAAAAUUCAGAUUGCCUCAGAGAGUUCUGGGAUUCCAGAGAGGCCCUGUGUACUUACCGGAACCCCAGAAAGUAUUGAACAAGCCAAACGGCUCCUGGGGCAGAUCGUGGAUCGAUGUCGGAAUGGGCCUGGCUUUCACAAUGAUAUGGAUGGCAACAGCACAAUCCAGGAACUUCUUAUCCCCGCGUCUAAAGUGGGGCUGGUCAUCGGCAAAGGAGGGGAAACGAUCAAGCAGUUGCAGGAGCGGACAGGUGUGAAAAUGGUCAUGAUCCAGGAUGGCCCGCUGCCUACAGGAGCAGACAAGCCUCUCCGCAUCACUGGAGAUCCAUUUAAAGUACAGCAAGCAAGAGAAAUGGUUCUAGAGAUCAUCCGAGAGAAAGAUCAGGCUGACUUCCGGGGUGUGCGCAGCGAUUUCGCCUCCCGAGCAGGAGGAGGUAGUAUAGAGGUGUCUGUGCCUAGGUUUGUUGUUGGGAUUGUCAUAGGAAGGAACGGAGAAAUGAUUAAGAAGAUCCAGAACGACGCUGGUGUGAGGAUCCAAUUCAAACCAGACGACGGGAUUAGUCCAGAAAGAGCGGCGCAGGUCAUGGGCCCUCCAGAUCGGUGUCAGCAUGCAGCUCGCAUCAUCAAUGAGCUCAUUCUCACGGCACAGGAAAGAGAGAUCCUUGGUGGCCUCACAGUAGCAAGAGGAAGAGGCCGAGGCCGUAGUGACUGGAGUGUGGGCACUCCUGGGGGCGUCCAGGAAAUUACGUACACAGUGCCAGCUGAUAAGUGCGGCCUUGUGAUAGGCAAAGGGGGCGAGAACAUCAAAAGCAUCAACCAGCAAUCAGGUGCCCAUGUGGAGCUUCAGCGGAACCCCCCUCCUAACACCGACCCUAACCUGCGGAUAUUUACCAUCAGGGGUGCUCCUCAGCAGAUGGAGGUGGCCAGGCAUCUCAUAGAUGAGAAAGUUGGCGGUGCCAGCCUCGGAGCCCCUGCAGCCUUCGGACAGAGCCCCUUCAGCCAGCCACCAGCCGCACCACAUCAAAACACCUUUCCUCCCAGGGGCUUCCCCAACAUCGCUGCUAAAGUUAAUGGCAACCCCCACAGCACCCCUGUGAGUGGCCCUCCAGCUUUUCUGACCCAAGGCUGGGGCAGCACUUACCAGGCUUGGCAGCAGCCUACACAACAAGUCCCAAGUCAUCCCACCAGUGCUGCCCCGCAGGCCAGCUCCCCCCCAGACUACACGAUGGCCUGGGCUGAGUACUACAGGCAGCAGGCCGCCUUCUAUGGGCAGACUUUAGGGCAGGCUCAGGCCCACAGCCAGGUCUGUAGCCAGUCCCCAGCGCCAUGAUGCCACCCAGCCUUUGUGCUUGCCUAGCCCCAGGGUGAGCACAGUGGCCUGUGAGGGUCUCCUCUGUCCCUCCACUCCAAACCCUGAGCUUGAGCAGAGGCUGCUCCUCCUAGCUCUGGGCCUAGAAACCCUGACUAUACCUAAGUGCCCUGGGUCUGCAGUGAACCAGGACCACUCCAGUAGUAGUUCUUGCAGAGAGUGGCCAGGUUGGGCCUUUACCUGCACAGCACCUUUGGGGCCAAGCAAGUGGAGGGCCAGCUUGGCCUCUUUAUGUGUAGAAACGAGGAGGGCUCUCUCCGGUUCUCAGCCAAGAAGGAGUUCUCUCUCCUUGGACCUUGGGGGCAAGGCUCCCUCCCAGGGGGUACCUUUUGCCUUGUAGGAAGCUGGGGUUAGGCCUGGUGACCCAGGAGAAGCCUUCCCCUUUCAUCCCGUACCCCCACAUUCUGACCCUAGAACCUGAGGUGCUUAGCAUUCAGUACCUGGUGGUAUGAGGCGCUGGUCUUGGGCUGACCCUCUCCCUCCCCCCACAGGAGCAGUAGAUGGGCAUCUGCCGCGGCUCUUCCCCGAAAUCAGUGUGAGAGAAACCUGUUUGUUACAGAGAUUUUUAGAUUUGCAAACCUUUCGAUGAAGACCUUUGUUUUGUUCUGUGAAACACUAUAUUUAGAUUAACAGAAAUUUUCUAAAAAUUGGGAAAAUUAGUUACUAAACAUUGCUGGUAAUUUUUACGUCAUGAUUUCUUUGUAAAUGUGUGAGCUCCGGGGCUCUUGGAGCGAAACCUGCAAGCUCGGGUGCCCAAGCUCUCCUCGGAGCCUGGCAUUUCAUCACACGAUGGCUUUGUCUUGUGUCUUUUUAGUUACAGUUUUGGGUGGGUUUGUUGUUGUUGUUGUUGUUGUUGUUGGGUUUUUGUUCUUGUUUUGGGUUUUUGUUUUCCCUUUUUUUUUUUUUUUCUGUUACAACAGAAAAAAUGGCUUGGAAGUCUUAGGUGGUAAUGUAACAAACUCUUUAAAAUUUUUUGAAGCAGUAUUUAAAUAUUCGUAAAUGUAAAUUCAUUGUGUUUCACCUCUAAUUUCUUGUAUCUUGGCUGUCUGGUUUUAUUGCAUUUUUAAAAAAAAAACUGAACUAUUAUGUAUUGUAAUUAAUGAUGUGAAUUUUGAACUGAGACGGGUCCUUGUGUUGUGGGAGGGUCAUUUGUGGGUUGUGUCAUUUCUAGCAUUUUGAUGGUGAUGCAGAGACGCGGUCUGCCUUCUUGUAAGCUGCUCGUCUCCAUUANCCAGGGCAGUUGUGUGUCUAAGACCUCCAAGCUGGUUUUAAAAACAAANAGCCUUUCUCUAUUCUCAGAAAUAUAAAUACUGUUAUUUUUAAUAUUAAAAAGAAAUUCAAUAUAACUUUUAACAAACACUGUGGACAUUAAACCAUAUAAAAAAAUGUAGUAACUAUUUUUUAACUCCAGGGUGUUUUUGCUUUUUUUCCUUAAAUAUUUUCUUAAUAUUUGUCAAAUUAACUAGAUAAAUAAAUAAAUCUAGUAUUAACAACAGUAUGAGUUAAAUAAUUUUGAUUUAAUAAAAGGGAUACUAUGAUUUCCAGUGUUUACUGUAGUGUAUCUUGUACAGAUAACAUGUAUUUUUAAAGGAAACACGGGAUUGAAGCUAUUUUCUCCUGCAUUUUGAAUUGACCUGAGGAACAUUCCGUUUGAAACGCGCUCGUUACAGUUUGCGCUUCUUGUUUUCCUUANGAUGCUUGAAAUGUCUAACUAUUAAAAAGGCAUUGGAAAUGUUAUGCAUGUUGUUUUUUAAAGAUGUUCUUUUUAUUUGACUGACAAUUCAUUUUACACUCUAUAUAAUAAAAUUUCCACAAGAUGUCUUGUGGACAAAGUG
Molecule: messenger RNA, 3610 nt
Organism: Mus caroli (Ryukyu mouse)
Lineage: Eukaryota; Metazoa; Chordata; Mammalia; Rodentia; Muridae
Gene: Fubp3
Product: far upstream element binding protein 3
Molecular function (GO): RNA binding
Source: RefSeq, a predicted model, not a curated record